AUGCCUCUCACCCAAACGUUUGAAGCAGUACAGCUGGAAGCCAUUCGAUCCUUGUACAUACGAGGACUAGGUAACAUGAGCGGAGAAGAUGUCUCAGCCCGCAUGGGGCCUGCUAUCGCUGCGCUAGCAUCAGUCCCCAUUUUUACCACCAGAGACGAAGGACACAUCGAUCUGGCCGAUGGCGAGAACGUGCUGAUGCAGGAGCACCUCGUUGAUUUCUGCAAAGAGAUGAUGGCCAAAAAUAUAACAAUCGAAGUGAGCUCACCGUCCUCCGAGUUGAAUUCAACUAAUGUCCGCAAGGCGUUUUCGAAUCCCAAUGGAGUCGAGGGCAACCCUGAAGUAAGAGAAGCCUUUGCAAGCUACAUCGACCGAUAUUUCAACCCUUCAAUUUCUGUCACCGCCGAUCAUAUUGUUCCCGCCGCUGGUUCGAGCAAUGCGCUUAACGGUCUCCUUCUGACGCUAUGUGAUGCGGGUGACAGUAUCAUCUGUCCGGCGCCUGCCUGGAGAGGCUACAAUAUCCUGGCCCUUCUGAGUCCAUCUGUGAAUAUACUUCCAGCUUGGGUUCCCCCUACAGAAUCUUGGCUUGAGGAUAGUCUAUCUACAGCCAUCAUCCCCGCCCUUGAGAAAACUUAUCUGUCGGCCCCUGAGCCCAAGCGGAUCAAAGCUUUGGUCAUCGCAAACCCGGCUAACCCGGUAGCUCAGUGCUAUCCUGAGAACGUUGUCAGAGAAAUGAUGAAUUUCUGUCACAAAUAUGCCCAGUUUACAUCUGCUCUAUCUCUUGUCAGUGGAGCCGAUGCUUCAAAUCUGGAAUCGGCAAAGGCAAAGUCCGCCCUGGAUCCAAAAGAGGGUACAUAUUGUAUGGAGCAUGACGAAGGAUAUGGGAACCUGUGGUGUGCGAUCGCCGGGGUGACCUACGGUACUUUCUGGCAGAUGUCAUCGCUAGCGGCAUUGUUCACCGUCGCGGUGUUGAGCUCACCAUUUCUUCCUGCCUGGCUGUCCUCUACAAGGGAAACACUCCGAAAGCACAAUCAGCUAUGCCAUGAGGUCUUGUCAGUUCCGGUUCUGGAUGGAAGAAUCAAGAUACUUCCAGCUUCAGCAGGACUUUGGGUCAACGUAAUAGUCACAUUAAAAGAAGGAGAGACGUUCAAGGAUUUCAUCUCGAAGACGAAAGCAAACAAGGUUGACAUUCUCCCUGCCCAGGAUUUCAAGGUGUACUACGGGGAGAACCAAGGAGAGUUCAAGAUAACAUUCGCAAAGGCUGAAGGGGUUCUCCGAGAAGGUUUAGAGAGGCUGAAACAAAGCUUACUUUGA
Molecule: messenger RNA, 1311 nt
Organism: Penicillium chermesinum
Lineage: Eukaryota; Fungi; Ascomycota; Eurotiomycetes; Eurotiales; Aspergillaceae
Exons: 4
Coding region: 1-1311 (436 amino acids)
Biological process (GO): biosynthetic process; amino acid metabolic process
Molecular function (GO): pyridoxal phosphate binding; transaminase activity
Source: RefSeq, a predicted model, not a curated record